AUGUCCAACUCUCUCGAGCAGCUCAAGGCCACCGGCACUGUUGUCGUCUGUGAUUCUGGCGACUUUGCCACCAUUGACAAGUACAAGCCCCAGGAUGCCACCACCAACCCUUCGCUUAUCCUCGCCGCUUCCAAGAAGACCGAAUAUGCGAAGCUGAUUGACGAUGCGGUUGCCUGGGCUAAGAAGAAGGGUGGCGAUGUCGACGCCCAGGUCGACAACGCCCUCGACCGUCUCCUGGUCGAGUUUGGCCAGAAGAUUCUCGAAAUCAUUCCCGGCCGCGUUUCUACCGAGGUCGAUGCCAAGCUUUCUUUCGACACCAAGGGCUCCGUCGACAAGGCUCUCCAAAUCAUCGACCUCUACAAGCAGCAGGGCAUCUCCAAGGACCGCGUCCUCAUCAAGAUUGCCUCCACAUGGGAGGGUAUCAAGGCCGCCGAGAUCCUUCAGCGCGACCACCAGAUCAACUGCAACUUGACUCUCAUGUUCUCGCUUCCCCAGGCUAUCGCUGCCGCCGAGGCCAACGCCUUCCUCAUUUCCCCCUUCGUCGGCCGUAUCCUCGACUGGUACAAGGCUGCCACCAAGCAGGAGUACAGCAAGGAGAACGACCCUGGCGUGACCUCAGUCAAGGCCAUUUUCGACUACUACAAGAAGUAUGAUUACAAGACCAUUGUCAUGGGCGCCUCUUUCCGCAACAUUGGUGAGAUCACUGAGCUUGCUGGCUGUGACUACCUGACCAUCUCUCCUGCUCUACUCGAGGAGCUGCUAAACGGCUCCGAUGCCGUUCCUAAGAAGCUCGAUGCCUCUGCCUCCGCUUCCAAGAACAUUGAGCGCAAAUCAUACAUUAAUGACGAGCCUGCCUUCCGCUUCGCUUUCAACGAGGAGCAGAUGGCCGUCGAGAAGCUCCGUGAGGGUAUCAGCAAAUUUGCUGCCGACGCCGAGACCCUCAAGAAGACCCUCAAGGAGAAGCUCUCUGCGUAG
Messenger RNA from Beauveria bassiana ARSEF 2860, 975 nucleotides. Its product is annotated as transaldolase-like protein. Gene Ontology annotation, molecular function: transaldolase activity. Gene Ontology annotation, cellular component: intracellular anatomical structure; cytoplasm. The record is from RefSeq and is a predicted model, not a curated record. The transcript is spliced from 6 exons. The coding region runs from base 1 to 975 and encodes 324 amino acids. NCBI's taxonomy places the organism in Eukaryota, Fungi, Ascomycota, Sordariomycetes, Hypocreales, Cordycipitaceae. Gene Ontology annotation, biological process: pentose-phosphate shunt; pentose-phosphate shunt, non-oxidative branch; carbohydrate metabolic process.